This is a messenger RNA of Synchiropus splendidus (mandarinfish), 818 nucleotides long. It is a transcript of the gene psmd9, whose product is annotated as proteasome 26S subunit, non-ATPase 9. Gene Ontology annotation, molecular function: protein binding. The transcript is spliced from 6 exons. Lineage: Eukaryota; Metazoa; Chordata; Actinopteri; Syngnathiformes; Callionymidae. Gene Ontology annotation, biological process: proteasome regulatory particle assembly. The record is from RefSeq and is a predicted model, not a curated record. Bases 49 to 681 code for a protein of 210 amino acids. Gene Ontology annotation, cellular component: nucleus; cytoplasm.
AGACAGCACGGAAGUGAGGUUGGUGUUUUGGUUCCUGCUGUCAGCGGGAUGAUUUGGGAAAACAGUACUGAAGCCCCAGAGAUAACCAUGGAGGAAGUUCGAAACUUAAUCAAAAAGAAAGAUGAAAUCGAAGAACAAAUCAAAGCUUACCACGAUGUGUUGGAAGACCAAGGUGUCGGACUGCAGACUCCCCUGGUAGAUGAGGAGGGGUUCCCCAGAGCAGACGUCAACCUUUACCAAAUUCGAAACGCGAGACACAAUAUUUCAUGUCUGCAGAAUGACCACAAAGCUAUCAUGGUCGAGAUAGAAGAAGCUCUGCACAAGCUACACGCCAGGGAAAAAGCCAAGCGUGCCCAGGAUGAGGUUGAAGCACAGGCUGAAGCGAUGGACGUUCAGGUCACUCUACCCACCCCUUUUGCGCGAGUUGAUGCAGUCACACAAGGCUCCCCAGCCUCCGGAGCGGGCCUCAAAGUGGGAGAUGAAGUGAUUGAAUUUGGUUCUGUGACAACCAACAACUUUCAGAACCUCCAGAACAUCGCCUCUGCCGUGCAGCACAGCGAAGGGAAACCUCUGCGUGUCGCUGUGAUUCGCAGUGGACAAAAGGUUCAGAUGAGCUUGACUCCACAGCGAUGGUCUGGCAGAGGUCUGCUGGGGUGCAACAUUGUUCCAAUACCUCGGUGAUCUUCUUCAUAUGAAAAACUCUUCACCUUUAUGUUUUUUUUCCAAUUAACUUUGACCAUAAAGUUUGGUUUUGACUUUCAUUUUGGAACACAUCUUAUAAUACUGGCCUGGAAGUUCUACUCAUCAAAUAAAAUGUU